Molecule: messenger RNA, 1142 nt
Organism: Pyricularia grisea
Lineage: Eukaryota; Fungi; Ascomycota; Sordariomycetes; Magnaporthales; Pyriculariaceae
Exons: 2
Coding region: 505-1023 (172 amino acids)
Source: RefSeq, a predicted model, not a curated record
AAAAAAGAGAGAAUGCGUGCCCUGGGGCUCCGGUUUUUGGACCUUUGGGUGAACCUGCUCGUAUUUUCCUUUGCCAUUGGCUUUCAUCAUCAUUCCAUCCCUUCGUUCCAGUUUCCCAUUCCAGUUUAGGUUGCUCCUCUUUUUAUCUUGCUUUCCGUCGCCCNCCCCCCCCCCCCCCCGUUUCGUUCCUUUCUUUAUCCACCGUCGAAUCGAUUCAGCGUAUCGAUUGUUCGUCAUUCCCAAAACGCCGCCGGUCGCUAUCCACCAGAUAAAGCAGUUUCAUUUUCAAAAUAGAAACAAGAUUAAGAUACCGUUCGUUUUCUCGAGAUUCGCCAGUUCGGUCGUUCCGUGACACCAAAAGAUUUCGUGAACUCAAAAAAAUUCGAUUCAGCUUUAUACCAUCCCGUCCGAACAGGUCUUCGGCUGCCAUCCCAUCUCUACUCACGCCGCCUACCUUGCGUGAUCCAACCCAAAAUUCUUCGAAUAAAACACACAAAAAAAAAGAUGCAGUUCCGAACUCUUCUCGUCUCAUUCUUCGUGGCUGCCGCCGUCGCCCAGACACGUACCUCUGGUAGUGCGGCGCCCUCGGACACAUCAAGCUCGUCCGCCAACCUGGUAUCAUCCGUCGAAGACCUGCCUAAAUGCGCCCUCAACUGCCUCAAGUCGGCCGCCUCGAGCAUCAACUGCGACCCCGCCAACUUCAAGUGUCUGUGCAGCAACACACAGGACCUGAUUGCCUCCAUCGGCCCUUGCGCCCUGAGCGCUUGUAACACGGGCGACGUGAGCAAGCUCACCGAGGUGGCAACCAAGGUUUGCCAGGAGAUCAAAUCCAACCCUCCCGCGGCCGAGAUUGCCUCUGCCUCAAGCAUCGUGGCAGCGGCUAUCGCCACCGCGAACAGCACCAGCAGCAGCGGUGGCGCCUCGUCAACAUCCGCUCAGGGAGCUGCGGCAAAGAGGACGGAUACUCCUGUUUAUGCUGUCAUGGGCGGUGCUGCAGCCGCGUGGGCCGCUUACGCAAUGUAAAUACCAGACAUGAUCCUUUAGAAUAUGUUAUUCGGGUUGCGCUAUUAGACUUGGUACAUGGUUUCUCUUCACUGUCUCUUGUUACUACCUCUUUUUUUUUUUUUUUUUUUCUUUUUUGU